AUGGCGCGGCUGUUGUCACUCCUUCUUUUCCUUGUCUCCGGCAUCCUCGCAUCCGCUUCCACCGACUACCAUGAGCAGCUGAAUCUGCGGCCGUUGCCCCUGUCGGGCCUGCUCGCCAGCUUCAACUUUCGCUCCAACAUUACCCUCGACGACUUUGAGACGAAGAACUUUCGAAUAUUUCCCCGGUCGCUCGCGCAGAUCUUGCAGUACGCGGGCACGCGCGAGCUGCACCUGCGCUUCGCGUUGGGCCGCUGGGACACGGAGACGUGGGGAGCGCGGCCGUGGGAUGGGCGUAAGGAGGGCGGGCAGGGCGUGGAGCUCUGGGCGUGGCUGGACGCGCAGUCGGACGACGAGGCCGACAAGAAGUGGCUUAUUUUGACGAAUGCGCUGUCGGGGUUGUUCUGCGCGAGUCUCAACUUUAUCGACGAGACGAGGACCAUCCGACCGGUCAUGUCCUUCCAGCCCGAGGGCGACCACUCGGAUGCCAUACUUGCCAACACGCGGCUGCUACAUGGGGUGCUGCCGCAUGAGGUUGUCUGCACGGAGAACUUGACGCCAUUCUUGAAGCUUCUCCCAUGCAAAGGCAAGGCUGGCAUUGCGAGCUUGCUGGACGGCCACAAGCUCUUCGACGCCUCCUUUCAAAGCAUGGCCAUUGAUGUCAAACCCAUAUGCGACGCUGAUGGGAAGUGCGUUUUGCAGAUGGAGGAGACGAUUGACAUGGUCCUUGACGUGAACCGAUCGAAGCGACCUAGAGACAACCCGAUCCCGCGACCGCCAAACGAUAACGAGCUCGUCUGCGACACAUCCAAGCCAUACCAUGCCCACGACACCUGCUUCCCCGCCGACCACAUGCUCGGUCAGGACUGGACGCUGUCGCAGGUGUUUGGCCGCCCCAUGCAGGGUGCCUGCCCGCUGACCGACGACUCCGUGCCGCCUGUCUGCCUGCACGUUCCCCAUUCGCGGAGCGUCUACUCAUCUGAAGGGUCGCACGAGAUCAAAGACACAGCGAAGCCCAGACGUUGCUACAACAUCCCCGCCGAGGGCGAGUUCACGCUCGUCCUGGCGCAGCCCGACGUCAUCGUGGACGGCAAGGGCCUCGAGGUCAACGAACCCGAGACGCCGAUCCUCUUCGCCGAGCGCAGUCUGACCGGCUACGGCCAGGAACACGGCGGCGUGCAGGCCAUCCUCACCAACCCCAGCGACGAGGAGGUCGAGUUCGUCUACAUGGAGUCCCUGCCAUGGUUCAUGCGUAUAUACCUACACACCUUGUCCACACAGAUAUCCCCGUCCACCACCUCCUCCUCCUCUUCCGCCGCCGGCCACAACGGUAGCGACAUCAUCAAGGAAAUCUACUACCGCCCAGCCCUCGACCGCGCGCGCGGCACGCAACUCGAGCUGCUCGUGCAGAUCCCGCCGCGCUGCACCGUCUUCCUUACCUACGACGUCGAAAAGUCGAUCCUGCGGUACACCGAGUACCCGCCCGACGCCAACCGCGGCUUCGACGUCGCCGCGGCCGUCAUCACCACGCUGCGGCCGCGCGCCAUGAGCCUCCGUACCACUGGCCUGCUGCUCUACCUGCCCACCCCGGACUUUAGCAUGCCGUACAACGUCAUCAUCCUGACGUCGACGGCCGUCGCGCUCGCCUUUGGCGGCCUUUACAACAUCAUCGUGCGUCGCAUGGUCGGCGCGAACGAGGUGGCCCCGUCAGCGCUCAAGGUGAAGCUCGGCAAGCUCGUGUCACGUUUAAAAGGGAAACCUGCCGCGGCUUAG
Molecule: messenger RNA, 1770 nt
Organism: Cordyceps fumosorosea ARSEF 2679
Lineage: Eukaryota; Fungi; Ascomycota; Sordariomycetes; Hypocreales; Cordycipitaceae
Product: Gpi16 subunit, GPI transamidase component
Exons: 2
Coding region: 1-1770 (589 amino acids)
Biological process (GO): attachment of GPI anchor to protein
Cellular component (GO): GPI-anchor transamidase complex
Source: RefSeq, a predicted model, not a curated record